Molecule: messenger RNA, 1065 nt
Organism: Daucus carota subsp. sativus
Lineage: Eukaryota; Viridiplantae; Streptophyta; Magnoliopsida; Apiales; Apiaceae
Product: auxin efflux carrier component 5
Exons: 5
Coding region: 1-1065 (354 amino acids)
Biological process (GO): transmembrane transport
Cellular component (GO): membrane
Source: RefSeq, a predicted model, not a curated record
AUGAUAGGAUGGAAUGAUGUUUACAAGGUGGUGGUAGCAAUGGUACCGCUCUAUGUACCGCUGAUCUUAGGGUAUGGCUCCGUGAAAUGGUGGCAUAUGUUCAAUCCCGAGCAAUGCGAGGCGAUUAAUCGAAUGAAUUGCUACUUUAUUUAUCCUCUUUUUAUGUUUGAGUUCACCACCCACAUAAACCCUUUCAACAUGAAUUAUCUCUUUGUUGCUGGGGAUGUCAUUGCCAAGUGUUUUCUUGGUUUAGUACUAGGGGGUUGGACUUAUUUUUUCAGUGAAAGAUACGAAUGGUUUGUAACUGGCUUCUCUAUAUCUGCUAUAAACAAUACUUCUAUCGUCGGACUGCCUCUUGUAGGAGCCAUGUAUGGUUCAUUAGGGGAGGAACUUGUGAUCCAAUCGGCCCUUUUGCAGUUGAUUAUUUGGGUUAUGAUUUUAUUGUUCAUGCUCGAAGUUAGACGUGCAAGGCAAAGUUUUGAGUCUGUGUCAGCCAUUGAAGUGUCAGGGAAGGAUUUGGAAGAGAAUAUUGGUGUCCAAGUAAAUGAUGUUAGGGUGGUGAGGCCAUCAACUUGGGCAGUGAUAAAAAUUGUGCUGGGCAAACUUGCUAAGAAUCCCAAUUGCCAUGCUUGCAUUGCUGGAUUCAUUUGGGCCCUGGUAGCCAGCAAAUGGCACUUCCAGAUGCCAAGCAUCAUAGAGGGAUCUAUUACAAUUUUGUCAAAAGCUGGCAUAGGCACUUCCAUGUUCUGCAUGGGGUUGUUCAUGGCUUUAAAUGAGAAGAUAUUUGCUUGUGGUGCCAAAGCAACAUUGUUGACAAUGAUAUUCAGGUUUAUCAUGGGACCAUUCUCGAUGGGCUUAGCUUGUUUAGCUCUGGGGUUGCGUGGUCAAGUGUUGCGGAUUGCUAUAGUUCAGGCUGCACUUCCCCCGGCCGUCAUUUCCUUCAUAUAUGCAAAAGAAUAUGGAUUGCAGGCUGAUGUCACAAGCACUGCAGUUAUCUUUGGCACAGCGAUCUCUCUGCCGAUUGUGAUCGCGUUUUAUGCAAUCUUGGAGUGGAUAGAUGUUUAG